ACUUCUCGCGCAGCGUCCAGCGCAGGCUGAGAUCAGACCGUGUGGCGCUGGGCUGCUGUGUCUCUCAUCCUUGGGCCGCUCGUUAUCCGGCUUCGAUUCGCCCUAGAACAAAUGCAGCUCCGGACCUAUGACUUUAUUCUUCUUUCGUUUGGUUUGACGUACCGAACUAACGCAGGAGGGGAUAUUAAGGGAUGACCGGCUAUCUUCUCAGGAGUGCCCGCGGUCUGUCGCGCUCACGGCGAACCAGCGAACUGUCAUCUUCCGUUCCUUCCGUGAUGUUUUGACAUAUCGAUGUGUCGUUUGAAUGUGCAACAGGCUCCCGCCAGAUAUUCACGCGGUUUAUGGAGACGAUGGGGGACCAAAGGGAGGACGUGUCCUAGUGCUCCACAUAUUUUUGCUCGUGGUUACAAUAUAACCGUUUAUUAAUGUUGUUCGCUUACGACCACGACACUUUGAAUGGUGCUCUUUGACAUACACGCAACUGGACAGCACUUCAGUUCGGCGAGGUCGUUUUCUGUAGAGGUUUGUGUCAGAGUAUAAGGGAAUUUAAAAUGGCAUCGCAAGUAACGGGGAGGAAAAGAAUUCCCAACCGAGAGAAACUAUCGGCGGAGGAUGAUGCUCUCAGUCAAAUAGCUCGCGAGGCAGAGGCAAGGCUGGCAGCUAAACGGGCAGCCCGGGCAGAAGCUCGAGAAAUCCGUAUGAAGGAAUUGGAGAGGCAACAGAAAGAGAUAUAUCAAGCGCAAAAGAAAUACUAUGGGCUGGACAGCAAGUGGGGCCAUAUUGAACAGUGGAUGGAGGACAGUGAGCGGUAUUCCCGCCACUCUCGGAGGCACACCUCGAUAUCAGACGAUGAGGAGCGGAUGUCAGUUGGGAGUCGGGGCAGUCUGAGGGGCAACCACGCAGAUCUCUGCAGCAGCACCAGCAGUCUGCCUUCAGCCAGACUACAAAAUGGACGGCCCUCUGUGCUUUUUAGUGAAACCCCCCGUUCGAGAAGUCACAGGGGGUCACUGCAUGAAGAGAGUUCAUACUCUGCCACUAGACGUUUCAGUGGCUCCAGCGCUAGAGGCCCUUCAGACUACAAUGGCUUUCUGGGCUCAAGUUCCAGAGCCUCUUCUAGGGCGAGUUCAGCCCGUGCCAGUCCAGUGGUGGAGGAAAGGUCAGAUUUCCUGGAAAAGGGGUCCAGGACAGCCUCCACCCUCUCUGCUGCAACUCUAGCAUCCCUGGGUGGAGGUUUAUCACGAAGAGGAAGCUGUGAUACCUCCAUUUCAGCGGACACCGAGGCCUCCAUACGGGAAAUGAAGGACUCCCUGGUGGAGGUGGAGGAGAAAUACCGUAAGGCAAUGGUGUCCAAUGCUCAGCUGGACAAUGAGAAAACAAACCUGAUGUAUCAGGUGGACACACUGAGAGACACCCUGAUGGAGCUGGAGGAACUUCUGUGUGAGACACGCAGAGAUUGUGAGGAGAAGGCCAGAGACUUCGAGCGAGAGCAUCGGGCCCACGACGUCAUGAAGUUCCAGUUUGAGGAGAUGAAGGAAACCCUGAAGCAGAGUGAGGAGCUGCUGACGGAAGCCAAACAGUCUCACGGAAAGCAGGCGGACUAUGUUAGAGAGAUCGCUGACCUGCAAGAAACGUUGGAAUGGAAAGAUAAAAAGAUCCUGGCCUUAGAGAGGCAGAAGGAAUAUUCAGACAUUAUCCAUGAUGAACGGGAGACACUCAGGGACGAGGUUUGCCGGCUUAGGGAUGCUCUAAAGAAACAUGGCAUCAUGCUGGGAUCUGAUGCGACGGCCAAUGGGGAGUUAGCAGACAGGACGAUUGAUGUGCGUGCCGAGGCGGAAAAAGCCUGCCGACUGAGUCAAGACUCUCACACGGCCACUGUGACCGGAGACAGCAUGCUAGAGAUCAGAUUGAGGAAGCUGGUGGAAGAGAGAGAGAGUUUGCUCGACCAGGUGCGGAAAUAUAAAGCCAUUGCAGAGCAGAAACAAAAGAAUGGGACAGAAGAAACAGGAAGCACAGAUGAAGACGACCUACAGAAUGGUCUGGACCCCCAUAUUUUAGAUCUGCAGAGAGAUGCUAAUAGGCAGAUAAGUGACCUGAAAUUCAAGCUGGUCAAGUCUGAGCAAGAAGUCACAGCACUUGAACAAAACAUCAUUCGCCUGGAGGGUCAGGUGAGCCGCUAUAAGACGUCAGCUGAGGCUGCGGAGAAAGUGGAAGAUGAAUUAAAAGUGGAGAAACGCAAGUUGCAGAGAGAGCUGAGGUCCGCGCUUGACCGCAUCGAUGAGCUGGAAGCAAGCAACAGCCACCUUACGAAGAGACUGGAGAAGAUGAAGGCCAACCGGAGCGCUCUUCUGGCACAGCAGUGACCAUCACCCACUGGCACCAAUAUUACACUAAAACUAUCAAGAUCGUACCAAACUAGCCCAAUCAUAAUCACGCUAACUCAGACUUUAAAAAGUACAGGCACGAACGUCAACCUUCAUUUGUUUGCUAGCGGGAUUCCAAGCGGAGGACAUAUCAAAAAACUAAUUCUUACUGAGGCUCAUUCGGUUUGAAUUAGCAGAAUUCAGGCCCUCGGUGAGCUCUCGAAAUGUGUUUUUCUGUGUCAACUCAGCACAGGCUGGGCACAGUAACAGUAAAGCAGUGGUGAGGGGAACUUUCAUUAAUCUUAGACCAUGCACUUUAUCCCUGCAUCAGUAUUCAAGUUUUGUUACGCGGAAACAUAUCUGUAUCAAAAUUAGGUGACUAUGAUUGAAUGUAUGUUCUCAUGCGGAGACACUUGUGUGCGCUCUUGGAUUUUUUUGCGCAUAUGGGGAAUAGUUGAAGCUAUCAACGACUUAUUGCUAUAAUGUCCGUUUUGUUUCACGCCGAAUUCGUGUGUGUGUGAGCGCGUGCGUUUUCGCAUCGGUCCAUACCUAAAUAAAGUGGACGAAUACUUCAUAAUGUUGCCGACGUUCUGUCAACAUCCCGAAUAACUAGAUUAGGACUACAAAAAAAAAAUAAGGCAAUAACGGUUAUUAUAAUUUUUACGGAGCGUAUUUGGGUAUAAGCCAGGCUUUGAAGGAUUUGAAUCAUUGUGAGCGAAUGUUCUCGGUGGCUGCACUUAUUUUUCUUGUUUGCUUUAUGAAAGCGCUCAACUUUUCUUCUUUUUUUUCUUCUCACAUGUCCAGUGGGCCAAAUGAUGAAAAUACUUGUGUUUUGUUAAACAUGCAGGUUUACUUCCCUUGUAUAAAACCCUACGCUAGUCCUGGUCGUUGUAUUACGGUUAGUAGAGUUAGACAGACUGAGCACAGCUGAUCAUCGAUACUGUUUCCUGUCCAGUUUAAUCUCAGAUCACGGUGCAGCUGUAUCAUCUGAGGGCUAAAUGGACAUUUGAGAUGUCACCAGCCUUUAAUGAUGCAAUCUGUAAUCUGAGUCUUGCUUUUGAAAACAUGCCGAGUCCACACAAUAAAUGAGAUAGCAGCUCUUUCUUUUCUUUUUUUUUUUUUUUAAAGCUGAUCGUUGUAGCACUUUCACUAAUGCCAUUUAACUCCUUUUAAGUGUAACAGUAAUCUCGAUGCGUUUGGGGUUCAUACAAACGAACGUGGCUUUUUUUUAUUAAAAAGAAAAAAAGGAAUUGUUUCGCAGUAACGCUUUUUAAGUGUGUAUCUACACAGAAACGUUCAGAUGCGCAUCGUUAUGAAAACAGCUAUAAUAAGGACUGUCAGGAUGCUGUGUCUGGCGAGGAGAUGAGUCUGUUUUGCUGAUUGUGACUUUGACUUGUAUCCCUUCCCUGGGUUCUGCUACCAUUGGAGACAAUGCACCACCUCGUUUACAGCCAGCGAACGUGAACAUGCUGUCUCUAAAUAAACGACUUUGGAAAUAGCAGACGCACACCAAAUACAUUGUUUACCUGUAUAACAACUCUUCUGUAUGACAUGGCAUAGCAAGAAAUAAACUCAUGCAAUAACUUCA
This is a messenger RNA of Puntigrus tetrazona (Sumatra barb), 3948 nucleotides long. It is a transcript of the gene lrrfip1b, whose product is annotated as leucine rich repeat (in FLII) interacting protein 1b. The transcript is spliced from 22 exons. Gene Ontology annotation, biological process: regulation of transcription by RNA polymerase II. NCBI's taxonomy places the organism in Eukaryota, Metazoa, Chordata, Actinopteri, Cypriniformes, Cyprinidae. Gene Ontology annotation, molecular function: RNA polymerase II cis-regulatory region sequence-specific DNA binding; DNA-binding transcription factor activity, RNA polymerase II-specific. The coding region runs from base 552 to 2360 and encodes 602 amino acids. The record is from RefSeq and is a predicted model, not a curated record.